GAGAAUGUUGAGAUUUAAGAGAACAACAAAGCUUGAAGCAUUAGAAAAAAAUUAAACACUUUUGAUGCCAGUAUCCUUUGCGUUGUCGUAACUAUAUAUAUAUAUCAUCCAGGUAUCGAUUACCCGCGGCCACACCCUGGCGCAGGAAAUUGUGGAGUGGUUGUGUCAAUAGUAACCGCUAGUUUCUUGUCCAGUUAUGGUGUGCUACUUUCAUAAUAAUGGAUGGCUCCAAAUAGUCAUUACUUGUGUUUUAUUUGUGUCGUCUGGUCAAGCCCUGAGUCGUCUGCGAUAUGCCACCUAUGUUAAAGUACAGACUCAAGAAUUCACAAGACUCUAAUCAUGCUGACAUUAUUGUGAUUCUUACUGACUAUUUGACUAUUGAAUGCACAUAACUAAACGAUGGGGGCAGCAGCAUCAACAGAAAAUGAGGAAAUUGUUGUUCCUGAGAGCAGCAUGCCUCAAAGAUCACAACCACAUUUUUCUGGUACGUCUGGAUCACAAGCAGAUGUUGUCAAAAUAACAAAAGAUGGAUUUUAUCCAAGUGAGAAAAGUAUUACAGAAGGGGAGGAUGUAUUGUUUGAAUGGGAUGAAACUGCUAUUGGAGUACCUAAUCUAAUUCAGGUUGUGAAUGAUGGAAAAGAGUUGAAGCCUGUGGUUGAUGGUUAUGGAGGGUCAAGAGGACCUAAUGGGACAUUGAGGCAAAGGUUUUACCUUGGAGGACAAUAUAAGUUUGCAGUCAAUCCAAUUAGAUUUACACCAUUUACUGUCACUGUCAAAAAGCGGUCAGAUAUUAUAGUAGAAGUUACAGAUGACGGCUUCUUCCCAGCAAUCCUGGACAUCAACCAAGGUCAAGGUGUACAUUGGGUGUGGAGGUCAUGUUCUGUCCCUCACACUGUUAAGGAAUAUACUUACCUAUUUAACAAAAGAGCCUUUCAACCAAAGGAUCAAAAAAUUGUGGCCACUAUUUCAGGAGCUUAUCAACAGUCUUUCAGAAAGCCUGGUGUGUACUAUUUCAAGACAGAAAGCUCAGAGCCAGGCAAAUCUCCACUCUGUGUAGUGAGAGUCAGAAAUGGAAACAUUGAACAUAAGAUUGAUGUUUUGGAUCAUACUUUUGAGCCCUUGUGUCUUGUGGUACAGGAAGGAGAUAGAGUUUGGUGGGAGUGGACUAAAGAAAAGUGCACAAAGAUGCAUAAUAUUUUUCAAAUCAAUGCACCACCAUUAGACCAUGAAGCAGAUUCAAAUUUUGAGCCAACUUCAGAUGGUUUUCAAUGGCCCCACAAACCAAGUAAACAAGGUUUAUUAACUCAUAAGUUUACCAAAGCUGGAGUCUACUUCUACUCAGAUCGUAACUAUGAUGAAGCUGCAAUCUACAUGGGAACUAUUAUAGUCAAGCCAAAGCCCAAAGAGCAUGUAGUCAAAAUAAAUGACCUGGGAUUCUCUCCAGAUAUUCUUAGAGUCAAUACAGAUGAACUUGUCUGGAUGAUAUGGAACACAAGUUCAUACUCUACUAGUGGCAAACUUGUUCAAAUUGUUGAGGAGGAUAAGGUUCUAGGCUCAACCAUUGAGACCAGAGACACUGAGGAAAUAGAUGCUGAUCCAGUGAAAGCAGAAGAUUUGAGAGUCAUGACCAAGGCAGGCAUAGCUUUCCUCAACUUUUCCACAACUGGUGUAUACACUUACAAACUUAUAGACAAAACCAACAAGUCUAUAAGUGCAAUUUCCAUGAUUGCUAAUCCUGGACCUAAGAAUCAUACAGUAAAUGUAACAGACUUUGGGUUUGAGCCACAAGUUGUCAGUAUACGUCCUAAUGAUCGAGUAUGGUGGUUAUGGCAGCAUGUGAAAAAGCAACAUAAUAUUGUUCAGGUUUCUCACUCUAAAAAUGUCAUCCCUAAUGGAUUCUGUAGUGGUCUACCACGUGAUGGUCAAUCUGCAUUUCAUCAUCAGUUCUGUAAUUCUGGAGUAUUUUAUUUUAAGAGUGAGAAAAUACCAGACAUAUAUGGCUCUAUAGUUGUUUCAACAGAGCCAAAUAUAUGCUGCCAGGUUCAUGAAAUAGAAGUAGCCCAGAAAGAACCAGAAACAACAACAGUACAAAUUAAUGACAUAGUCUGCUGGACAUUUCCUGUUCCUGUGGAUGAGGAUGUGGUUGCAUUGAAAAGUUUAAAUGAAGCCCUAAAAUCUCCUUCAGAAAACACCAAGCUGCCAACUAAAAGACGCUGCAUAGCUAAACCAAUAAAAAAAAUAGGGAUUACUCCAUUUUUCAGCAAAUCUUUUGUAAAGUUCAGUAAUAACAUCAAUGUUGUUGUUUGUGAUGAAAGAACAGACUUUGUUAUUGUUAGGGUUUUUAAGGAAUUUGGUUUCCGCCCUAAAGAGAUCUACUUACAAAAGGGUCAAAAUUUGAAGUGGACAUGGAUAGGAACUGAUGAAGCUCACAACAUCAUUAAUUUCACUUACCAAAAUAGUAAUGAUUCACAGGACAAAAACUCUGGAAAAACAUAUAUUCACAGUGGUAAGCCUGUGAUAAACAGUAGCUUUGUCUUUCCUUUUGAUGACCCUGGUGACUAUUUAAUAAUAUCUGAAGGUGCACCUAGCCACAGCUGUAGUGUUCAUGUCAAGGAUUCUAUUCCUCGGUCUUCAGCCCCUAACAUUAGUUCCCAGAGUGAGUUAAUAAAUGAUCGUGUCACAGUGUUUCUAGAGACCACGAAUCCAAAUGCUGAUAUUUAUUACACUACAGAUGGGACUCUACCAGCACUCCACCUGGAUGGUAUAAAUCAUUACAAGCCUGAUGAAGGUAUAACUAUGAAAAAAUCUGGCAUUGUCAGAGCCAUUGCUUUGGUGAAAGGAGAGGUCCAGAGCUACCAAGUCACAUCACUACCGAUAUGGAUUGAGACAAAAGAAGAGGAUGAAGAAAAGGAUACAGAAGAAGUAGAAGAUGCUGCAAUAGUAGAGCCACAGAAGCAGAAUGUACCCAGUUGGUGGCUCUGUCGUCCAGAAAUACAAGGUUGUUUUACAGGUCCUGGAUUGUUUGAAGUUUUUUGGAAACUGCCUGAGUUAGAAGAAGCUAAAAAACUAAUUAAAGGGUACAACAUAUUUUUGAAUGAUGUCUGCUAUUGCACCAUGUUUCCACCAUCAAACAAUCGAGUUGGUCUGACAGGUCUUGCAGGAGGAAGAACUUAUCAGAUCUAUGUUGUGGCGUACCCAAAGGAUCCAAAAAAUACUGAGAUAAAAUCAAAAAAUUUGUAUGCAAAAUGUCCAAUUUUAACAGAGGAUAAAGGCCCAGUUAUCUCCAUUGUCAAAACUGAAAAAAGAGACAGCAUUGCUAUUGUUUGGAUGUCCAUUGACAAAUCUGAUUGUCCAAUUGAUGGCUACCUUGUCUUUCUCAAUGACACCCAGUGUGGUCCAAAGCUGGUCCCUGAUGCUAAUUCCAAUAGAUGUAAAGUUGUUAUAGAUGGAUGCGAUCUUGAUAUGGACUAUAAAAUCCAUGUCCAAGCAGUUUUAAAAAAUUUUGCAAGGACUCUGAUCUCCAAUAUGUUAUAUAUUCGCUUACCUCUCAACACUGCUGACUUUGUUUACCCUGACAUAGCAGAAAGAAGAGAGGAUGAAGAUUUAUACAAUGAGUAUAUAGAGGUGGUGGAAGGAAGUGGCUAUCAAACAAACAUUGACAAUCAAGCCAGUGAAGUUUGGGAGACAGAGACAGACACGACCUCAGGGCUAGGAGAUAAUGACCUACAAAAGAAUGAUGGGGAAAAUGCUUUUAGAGCUGGUGAUCAAGACAAUAUCAAUGAUCCUGAUGUGACUGUGGCACCAAUAGUUCUCCCAGGAAGUGAUGAUGAAGAUGAGAAAGAGAGUGUGAAACAUCUCAACCAAAUUGAUGACUCCACAGUUUUCUUAGAUGCUGCUUCAAACAAAGAAACUGUUCAGACUGGUGUUGAGAGGGAAUUUAUUAAAUUGCUAGGGUCUGAACCAGGAAGUAAGCCUGGAAUGGGAUUGGCUAUCAUAGAAGUUCAGAAAUCUUUGUCUUUGGAUAAAAUUGGCCACCAGACAUCAUUAACAGUACCAGCAGCUGACUUGAAAAUGACCAGGGUCAAUGAAGGGGAGCUGGUCCCAGGUGAUGAUAAUGGCCUAUUACCCACCCCAUCCAUCAUGGCAAGGUCAAUAGAUAGGCAGACCAUGGAGGUGGGCUGGAGGCUGACCCGUCAGGUGGAGCCUCCACAUGAGUUGCAGCUGUAUGUUGUUAAUGUUAUGGGCACCAAAUUUUCCAGCCAUAUUAAUAGUGACAUCAGCUAUGAAUGUAAUCUUGUUGAGAAUGGGAGACAAGUUCGAGGUGUGCAGCAUUGCUGGAAUAUUGAUAAGAAAAAUGAAUGCAUAGUCCAGGGCCUCCUCACAGGAAACACCUAUAGAACAUAUGUUGUAUGUAAUUUCUGUAUGACCUCAGAAGGUGAGACUUGUGAGACACAAACCUCAUCGCCAGUUCUCUAUUAUACCAUUGUUGGACCACCAAGCCCUCCCACUAUACAGACAACUAAAGUGGACACAUAUCAGGUCUGCCUUGAAUGGGCGGAGCAAGCCAAUGAAAAAGGUCUUCAGGUUAGAGGGUUUCAAAUCUAUGUUGAUGAGAAAUCUUUGGGUAAAGGUCGCAGUGCAGAUGUUAGGACGAUGACCAUCAACAAUCUUGUGCCUGGGAAGACAAUGAGCAUAUAUGUCACCGCCUUUUCAGAGUUUGGACAAGAUGAAAGUGAGCCAUCAAGAACUGUCCACAUCACUUGUCCUCCACGACCCACUGCGCCAGUUAUUUCUCAGCAACCAUCUUAUAAGAGAGGCUCUGUUCUGAUUGGUUGGACCAAACCAGAAAGUCAGGGGCUUAACAGUAGAGAGGAAGCGAUCUCUUUCUAUGUAAUUUACUUGGAUGGCAAAUGGCAUGGAGAAGUCAAAUCCAAUCAGUUAUAUGAUAAGCAAGGCUAUCGUUUCUAUCUGACUGACUUAUCCCCAGAGCAAAGUUAUGAUGUAUCAGUAAAGGCUGUAGCAGGGGAAAGAAUCAUAGACCAGAAGGCCCAACAUAUUUACUGCCUCUCUGAGAGUCCAAUGUCCAACAUCAUACCAGUUAUGGCUCCUGCAGCUCCAAGGUCACCAAAGCUUAGGCUGGAAGGUCUUCAUCCUGAAGGUAUAGAUGUCACCUGGCAGAUACCCCAACAACUGGGUGAUGCAUUUAUUUCUGGCUAUCAAAUGCUGAAAAAUGGCAAGUUGUAUGGUUCGAUUAUCCCCCCUGAUGUAAACAGUCUCAGUAUUCGUGAUGUGAUUCUUGGGGAGAAGAUUGAGCUCCAGUUGAUCGCUCUUACAGAACAUCCUGUUGGCAAGUCUGAAGGCAGCAAAGAUUCGGGCAGAGGCACUUCAAGUCAGGAGGAAAAAACACCAGACAUCUUCACUGGGGAUCAUUAUGCUGGUUGUAAACCAGGUCCUAAGCUUGUGGUCCACUACACUGGAUUAGUCAGUCCUCCAUCAGAAGUAUGGUGUGAGAAAGCUACUGGUCAUUCACUCCUAAUUGUCUGGACAAAAAAUAGUGAUACCAAAGCUCACUUUGUUAGGCCGGAUAGUUAUCAAGUGACCUGGUGGCCUGGAGACAGAGCAAAAGAUGAAAUACAAAGUGACAGUACUACAGAUGAUCAUCUUCUAAUAAAUGGUUUACGGCCAUCAACAUCAUAUACUGUUGUAGUGGAAGCUCGAAAGACAGAAAAAUAUACAGAUUUCGAUGAAGCUUUUGAGGAUGAUAAAUCUGAGGGAUUGAAUUCAUUCAUCCUGUCUUCCAAGUCAGAACAACUUCAUAUUAGGACAGCAAGCCCACCAGAUCCUCCAUCUAAUGUGGGCAUUGUGGCCAUGACAUGUCACAGUAUUAAGGUUGGCUGGGACCCACCAAGGGAGCAUGGAUCCGAGAUCAUAGGAAUCCGAGUUGAAUGUAUAUCACAAGACCCUGACAAUGCUCAAGUUGUAUCAGCAGACACACUGCCAGAUGCAACCAGUGCUGAUUUAACAGGACUAAGUGAAAAAACAGAUUACCUGUUAAAAGUCAUCACUGUAACAGAGGAGUACUUUGACCAGCUACCAGAAAAGAACAGACUCAAACAGAUGAGAAAUUUCCCUCCAAACAUUUCAUCCGUUCAGGAAGAGUCGCAGUGGUUACCUUUCACAUGCAUACUCUUUAAAACUUCAGGGACAGAACCUCCCUGCAAUGUCAAGGUCAUAAAAGCAACAAUGACUGCCUUAACCUUGAAUUGGACACCACCUCUGGUCUACGGCACUAACAAGCUGACUGGGCAGAUUGUGCGCUGGUCUGCAGUCAGGUCAGCACAGCAGAAUAAAGACAAUGAUCUCCACAUUGCCAGCCAUGUUAAGCUUCUGCCUACAGAGGACACACUUACAAUUGAUGACUUGCUGCCAGGUACCCAGUACAACAUUGUUGUUGAGGCCGUAGUCAGUGUGAAAACUUCCCUGGAACCAGAAAAGUGGGAUGGUAAUAACAUUGAGAAAAACAGACGCACUGCUCACGUUUUAUCUAAACCUCUGCUGGCCAGGACUAGAGCACCUAUCGACCCACCACAGUUGAUGGUGACCUCAUACACCCAGAAUAGUGCAACUUUGACCUGGGAGAAACCAAAGCUUGUUACUGUUGUAGGGAAAGAUAGUGAUGGAAAUCCUAAAUGUUUAAGAAGGUACCUUCAAGGCUACAAGCUAGAGAUCAAUGGUAAACUUCAGACCUGCAUAGGACCAGACUCUACUUCUUGUACAUUGACCAAAUGUAAACCUGGCAGGAACUACAGUGUUGUGCUUGUGGCAGUCAGUUGUACAGCAGAAGGAAGGAAAGCAAGAAAACAAAAGUAUGAGCAUUUAAACAAGGAAUCAAAUUCUGGCAAUGUGGACUAUAUGAGUUUAUUGCAAGAGGAUGAAAACUUAGAUGAAGCUCCAUCAGAUCCUCUUAGUCUUGUACUCCCCAGAGAUCAAGAUGGGUUUCUGGAGAGUUUGGAAGCCAAGUUCCAGCCAGUGUCAGAGAAAGAUACAAAUAUAUUUGGUGACAUAGAACUGAGUUGGAAGCUGCAGGGCAAUGUGAAGCUGGUCAAGCAGUUCAGUGUGGUCUGGUACUCCAUGGAGGACAGAGUCAUACAAACCAAGUUUGUCUCUCCAGAACAGAGAAGGUGUACCAUUCCUGUUUCAAGAAUUAAAACAAUCUACACCAUGAAAGUUGAACCAAGCUAUUACUCUGAUGUCCUAUCCCAGCAGUGUCAAGAAAUACAGCUUAUGGUACCUGGGCCACCAGAUGCACCUCAAAUAUUUCUUCGCUCAUUGGACCUAGAUGAAUUCUCUAUUGAAUGGGGAGAGCCUAGUCUCUAUGGGGGUGUGAAAGUCAAAGGUUACCAGGUUUUACUCAAUGACAUCAAAGCAGGCAGUGAGUUGACACCAAGACAAACUAAAGCAACAAUCCCAUGUAAACCAAAGAAAACUUAUCGUGUAAAUGUGAUUGCCUUGAGUGACAACUCUCUCUAUGGGGAUUCCCCAAAGUCCAACACACUUGUCAUCAAUUCUUCAGGCCAGGCUGGGACUAGCUAUGAAAUGACUCAGUCAGAUGAUUAUGGGAUACCUGUCAAGGUGGUCAAGGUCUUAGAAAAUAGCAUACAUCUGGACUGGAGCAAUUUCGUAGAAAAAGAAGAAUUGGCUUAUUACACCAUUCAGUGGAGCAGUGUAGCUCAGCCUGAUCAAAGGGAAGUCAAAUUGUCCAAACAUGACACAAACUGUGUGAUCAAUAAAUGUCUUCCUGGCACUACUCACUUCAUGAGGGUGAUUGCUCUCAGUACAGAUGGCCAGAUUUUAGAAAAGUCAAAGCAGAUGACAAUACAGACAUCAGCUCCACCAGAUGUACCAAAACUUUCUGUCAGGGCCUGCAACUUUCAUUACAUCGCCAUUCAGUGGAACAAACCAACAACUUAUGGUGAUGCUCUGAUUACUGGCUACAAAGUGUAUGUGAAUGGCAUCGUGGAGGCCAUCUUGAAUGCAGAUCAACUCAGUUACACAUUUACUCAAGGAAAAUGGUGCAAUGAAUAUGCUUUUCAAGUUCAGGCCUUAACAGCUGGUGAAACACUGAACAGUAAACCAUCAGAGCCUUUAAUUGUGACAUGGCCUGGAAGCAAGCCACCAGAACUCAGACGUCUUCCUUCAGUCAGCAGCUCCACAAUACGUGUUGCAUGGAGUGAACCCUAUCUAACCGAUGGAAUUAAAGUCAAACAUUAUAAGUUGUGUUGUGUUGAAUCUGGAAGUGACCAAAUUGUACAGAGUGUUGGCCCCAUACAUCCAGACUCUAAGGAAGGAGAGAUAAAAAAUAUAAAGAAAGGCAAUUAUUCUGUGUAUUUAGAAAUACAUUUGUAUGGAACUGACACUGUGAUAAAAACUGAGCCAUUCCCUAUGCAGCCAGCUCUAUCCCCUGACCCACCAAAUAUAUCAGUUGCACUCGUUGGUCUUGAGGAGAGACGGCAGAUAGAAAAAUUUACCUGUGAUCUUGUCAAUAAAAGAGAUAGGUUGAUACGAGAAGUUGGUCACAAGCUUAAGAAAAUUGGAGCAUUGACAUUUCCAAUGAGAGCUGAAAAAAAUGAGGAAGUUGUGAUGGGAGCUCACUCUCUCACCCAUAUAGAAGAACUUCUAGAAUCAUGUUUUAGUUCUCUUGACAGCUACACUGGUCAGCUGACAGCUAUUGUCAGUUGGCAGUGUCCACAGUCAAAUCCUGACAUGCAGGUAUCAGAGUAUAAGCUGCUUGUGGAUGGCAAACAAUAUGGUAGCUCCAUUCCAUCAGGGGCAAAAAGUAUUCGAAUUCAGCUUGGCCUUGAGCAAUCCAGUUAUAAAAUUACUAUGGUGGCAUGCAGUGACAAGCCACAAGGUACCAGUGAUGAAUCCAAUGCUGUUGAGGUGCUGGCUUUAACUUUCAAACCAUUUACUUAUUAUUGUUACCAUGGCAUUCACAUCAAAGAUACCAAAUAUCCUAACAAGGGUUGCUGCAAAUUUCAAGACUCCAUCGCAUAUGAACGUCAAAUAGCCAAGAAAUUGGCAAACCAAGGUUUGCUUCAGAAACAUGUCCCCCCACCUUCCUGCAAUGUUUUGGACAUUUUUGAAGGAGAUUACAAACCAUUAUUGUCUGUGCACAAACCAAGUUGUCCAACUGUUUUGCUGUUUUGGACGCCAUGGUGCUUGUCCUCUCAAAAAUUAAUGAACAAUUUCACAAGAUUUGCUCAGGAAAAUAAUUCAUUGAUGUCUUACAUAGCAGUGUCUUGUGGCAUGCCUGGGGUCUCAAAUGAAGGAAAAAAAUCCCUGAAACAGAUUAUCACUUCAAAUGGCUGGUUUGAAGACAGGGUCAUUUGGCAUGUGACUACAGAAUGUGGCUCAAAUGUUUAUAGAGCUAUUAAAAAACAUGAUUCAAAGACAGAUAGACAAAAAGACAAGUCAAUGGAUUUGGCUGAUAUUCUUGGCAUAGCUGGAGUACCAACCUUUUUAUUUAUACAUCCUGAAGGUUACAUAGCUUGGCAUGGACGCUACUGUGCUUAUGAUUACCCAUCCUUUGAAGCCUUUAUGAAGCACACUUUGAGUGAAGUAUUGAGACAACCCUGCUAUGUUUUCCAUUGUGAUAGUUGCAAGGGGGAAACAACAGUAGAUGAAGUUAUGGCCCUUCAAUUACCAAGUGUCAUUAGUGCAUCUCAGACACGUCACCUAGCAGCCAGAAGCCAUUCACCUACCAGCUCCUCCGACAGAAUAUCCAGAUCUGACAUGAAAUAUGCUGCCAUCAAUGGCUACACUAACAGUGUCAGUGGGACAGACAGAGUGUUUGUGACAGAGACCUCUCGCCAAAGGUCUUCAAGCCCACGCUUGCGACCUCCAAAGCGAAGUAAUAUCUCAGUGAACAGGCGACCCUACUCAGCUACAAAUAACGAUGCUCAGAAUAUGCUUGAUAAAUCUCCAUACUUGGCCUGUGUGGCACCACAUAUUCACCAGCCACACAAGUUAAUGCUUCGGCCAGCAAGUGCCAAGAAACUAAUGCAUUAUGUGUAAUUUUUAUGUAACUCUUCUUUUAUAUAAUAUUAUAUACAAGAAAUACAUUUUGUUGAAUUUAUACUAUUCCAAAAUUGUUUUAUAAAAUCAAACAUUAAUUUCUAUUUUGUAACAAAACAAUUUAUCUUUCAUAUAUUCACUUAUGUUCUAUUCAUUAAUGUUGUUUUUUGAGAAUAUAUAAAUUUAUAUCAUUUACCGGUACUUCAAUACUCUUUUGUUCCACUUAUGAUUAUUAGCUCUUAGUCAUCCUUAGGGUUUUAAAGUAUUUUAAUUACAAUUAGAGCAAUAGUUGGAGUCAAAUUGUAUUUAUAAAAACAACAACAAUAGAAAGUUCAUGUAAAUCAUGAAAUUUAAUUUGAAAUGUUUUUUUCUUUCCUACAUCUAAAGCAUUUUAUUUACAAGAUCAAAUCAAAACUUUAUACAGAUCUCAUUGAACAUUUGAGCUCAGUAUGAAAAGCCUAUUGAAGACUAAUUUUAUACAUUAAUAGAUCACUUAUCUAGAUCACUAAAUUUUUUAAUCUGAAAAGGUUAUUUUUGUUCAUAUUUUUUAUUAUUGGUGCAUAUUGUAAUUGUUAUAAAUCUCAUAUGAACUGUGAUAUUUAAAUUUGUUUAUUUAUUUUGCAUACAUGUUCCAUUCCCUGUUUAUUUAUUAUCAAGUUAUUUCUAUCACUAUUUGUUCACAGCCCAUUACCAUUCACCACAAGCUCAUUUUUGUAUAUUUGAGAUGACUGUUUCAGAUAUUUGCUUCCAAUGGAGUUGUCUAGUGAUUUAUUGCUAAUCAAAACAGCCAUUAUCUUUCAGUUCCUUUGCCUGAAUAGAAAAUAUAUGCUAACUCUGUACAAAUGUUAAUUGUAUUCAGGAUUUAGAUUUUCAAAUUAUUAGCCAAUGAAGUUAUAAAGGAUAGGGAGGCAUUGUCACACAUCCUGGAAUUGCAUUACAAAAUUCUUGUACAUCCAUACAAUAAAAAGGCCAAAAGAGGUGGCUAGAAGAUAAUUUUUUUGUUACAUCACUUUAUCAGCUUUAGUGUUGCUUCACAGUUGAUGCCUUGUUAACUUGUUUAAACACAACUUCCUACUGAUACUACUAAUAUCAGUAUAGUAAUUUUGUGUGCUAUCAUAUUGCUUUAUUUUAUGAAUUAAUUGUUUCUUUAAGACAUUUUUCUAGUCUCCCCCUUCUCUUUGAGAUUUUUCAUUUAGUCCAAUAUAAUAAAUUUAAGUUAGCAUACUCAGACAGAUACUGAGUACUCCAAUAAGGCUGCUAAUUGAAAAUUAAUAAUGCUAGUGCCAUAUUCUUUUUUUUAACUGAACUAUUUAUUAUUAUCUGCAAUUUUGUAUCAUAAUAAUUACACUUUAAAAAAUACUCUUUAUCAUAUUCACCUGGUCAAAAGAAAAUUAAACUUGGACUUCUA
This is a messenger RNA of Biomphalaria glabrata, 11482 nucleotides long. RefSeq lists its product as uncharacterized. The record is from RefSeq and is a predicted model, not a curated record. NCBI's taxonomy places the organism in Eukaryota, Metazoa, Mollusca, Gastropoda, Planorbidae. Bases 400 to 10074 code for a protein of 3224 amino acids. Gene Ontology annotation, molecular function: protein binding. The transcript has 64 exons.